UACAAGCAAUAGGUUUCCGUGGGGUUCCGAAAAAAAAAUAUGAAAGUCUGUGAUGUUUAGAAGUAUUCUAACACUACAACUCAUCCAUUCAGUACCAUGGACAGUGGCACUUAACACCGUUUACUCUAUACCAGUAUAUCAGUGUGCUGUGGUUUUGUCUUAGCCUCAUCUCUUUUCUUUGUAUCUACUAUAACUCAUAAACACUGUUUUUGUAGCUACUGGGUUCGCUUUGUUACUGAGUUGCUUCAGCACAUUGUGAAACUAUACAUUAUGGGAAAUAUAAAUAUCCUCAAACGGCCCAAAUCACUCUUGUUUCACCACAGCUUUCCCAGUGUGAGCUAACACUGAACUAUUCUUUGAUCAUGAUUGUUGUAAUUUAUAUUUUCAACUCAAAGGGUCGCUGUUGCCAAGCGUGUUGCAAUUCAACUAGAUGGUUGUUUUUUUUUCUGUGUCCUGCCCCUUCUGUCGAUGUGUUAGACAUAAUCAGAAAAAGAGAGCCCGCGUUCAUGAGGAGCACUGCGAGGACUUGUAAUGACGGAAUACACGGUUUUCCUUGUUAUACUUGGAGUGUGAACGAUUUUUUUAUUUGUUUGUUUUUCUAUCUUCACACGGACUGUAUCGGGGAUGCUUCAUUUUUAGUGGCGCAGGAAGAGAAACGAGUUCGGAAAGAACAAUGAAACGGCAAGUACUGUUGUUUCUCCCGGUGCUGUGUCUCAGCUACGUGCUCGGGCAGGUCAGCUACUCAAUCCCCGAAGAAAUGGUCAAAGGCUCUGUAGUUGGUAGCAUAGCGCAUGAUUUAGGUUUAGAUCUUAAGAGGCUGAAAUCAGGUAAAGCUCGGGUCUACACGGGAGGCAGCGUCGAAUACAUCGGGCUGAAUAAAGAAAGAGGAGUCGUCCUUGUCCACGAGAGGAUAGACAGAGAGGCUUUAUGUGGCGAGAUGACGCCUUGUGCUUUACAUUUCCAGUUAAUUCUAGAAAAUCCUAUGGAACUGUUUCGUGUGACAGUGGAGAUCACCGAUAUAAACGACAACACACCCAGUUUUACAAAUACAGAAAAACGCUUUGAAAUUAGCGAAUCUGCGGUGAUAGGAUCGAAAUUCAUCUUAGAGAAAGCAGUGGAUUCUGACAUUGGGAGGAAUGGCUUACAACAAUACACCCUCACUCCAACUGAUCACUUUGUAUUAAAACUAGAAAAUCAGGCAGACGGGAGCAAAAAGGUAGAGAUGGUUUUACAGAAGCCUCUCGAUCGAGAGAAGCAGGAAUACAUGUCGCUGCAGUUAACUGCUAUAGACGGGGGAGAACCGCAGAUGUCAGGGACAAUGCGGAUAUUUAUCAAUGUAUUAGAUGUAAAUGACAACGCACCGGCAUUUGCCAAGCCUCUUUAUCGAGCAAAAAUACCAGAAAAUUCCCCUAAAGGCACCAGUGUAGCGACUGUAAGUGCGUCUGAUAGAGACAUUGGCUCAAACGGAGAAGUGUCGUAUCUGAUAUCUACCAGCAAACGUCUUUUAUCUGAGCUGUUUAAAAUUAACCCCAGAACCGGUGAAAUUAUCCUGGUCGGUGAAAUAGAUUAUGAAAAGGCUAAUUCUUAUCAAAUGGAUAUUGAAGUUGUCGACAGCGGUGGACUGUCUGAUUCAACUAAAGUAAUAGUUGAUGUUAUAGAUAUAAAUGAUAAUAGUCCUCACAUUAACAUUGUUUCUAAAUCAGAGUUCAUAUCAGAGGCCUCUCCACCAAACACUGUUAUUACUAUGUUGAGCAUAAACGACCCCGAUUCAGAGAAUAACGGGAAGGUUGAAUGUAACAUAGACGAUACCAUCCCCUUUAAAAUACAAACUACAUUAAAUGGUUUUUAUACUAUUGUUACAGAGGUUGCUUUAGACAGAGAGAGAGCCUCUGAGUAUAACAUCAGUGUGACCUGCUCUGAUGAGGGAGUGCCCUCCCUCUCCAGCAGCGUCACUCUCACCUUACAGAUCUCUGAUGUAAAUGACAACGAGCCUGUCUUUGAGAGGAGCUCAUAUGAGGCCUACAUUGUAGAAAACAACACACCAGGUGUGUCUGUAUUCACAGUGAGAGCCACAGACGCUGACUGGAACCAGAAUGCUCGUGUUUCUUACAUUCUGGAGGACUCCUCAGUGAACGGAGUGCCAGUCUCCUCAUAUGUGUCCAUCAGUGCUGAUAGUGGAGUCAUCCAUGCAGUGCGCUCUUUUGACUAUGAACAGAUCAAAGACUUCCAGUUCCGUGUGAAAGCUCAGGAUGGAGGCUCUCCUCCACUCAGCAGCAACGUGACAGUGAAAAUGAUGAUCCAGGACCAGAACGACAACCCUCCUCAGGUCCUGUAUCCAGUCCAGACUGGAGGCUCUGUGGUGGCUGAAAUGGUGCCUCGUUCAGCAGAUGUGGGCUAUCUGGUGACCAAAGUGGUGGCUGUUGAUGUGGACUCUGGACAGAAUGCGUGGCUGUCCUAUAAACUGCAGAAAGCCACAGACAGGGCUCUGUUUGAAGUGGGCUCCCAGAAUGGAGAGAUCCGAACCAUCCGCCAAGUGAGUGAUAAAGAUGCAGUGAAACAGAGACUGAGUGUUAUAGUGGAGGACAACGGUCAGCCCUCUCGUUCAGCUACAGUCAUUGUGAACGUGGCGGUGGCGGACAGCUUCCCUGAAGUUCUGUCGGAGUUCAGUGACUUUCCACACGACAAGGAGUACAAUGACAACCUGACUUUUUACUUGGUGUUGGCUCUGGCUGUGGUCUCCUUCCUGUUCAUCACGUGUUUGGUGGUUAUUAUCUCAGUGAAAAUCUACAGAUGGAGACAGUCUCGCAUCCUGUAUCAUUCCAACCUGCCUGUGAUUCCAUAUUAUCCUCCACGUUACUCAGACACUUUGGGGACAACAGGGACUCUCCAACACGUGUACAAUUACGAGGUGUGCAGGACGACAGACUCGAGAAAGAGUGACUGUAAGUUCGGCAGAGGUGGUAGUCAGAACGUGUUGAUCAUGGAUCCCAGUUGUUCAGGGACGAUGCAGCGGAUGCAGAGUGAGAAGAGCAUCCUGGAUGAACCAGACUCUCCUCUAGAGGUUAGUAAUUUGGGGUUUAAGUCACGUGUGACAUGUUAGCUUUAUCUAUGUAAA
This is a messenger RNA of Amphiprion ocellaris (clown anemonefish), 3115 nucleotides long. RefSeq names its product protocadherin beta-16-like. The record is from RefSeq and is a predicted model, not a curated record. The coding region runs from base 674 to 3100 and encodes 808 amino acids. Gene Ontology annotation, cellular component: plasma membrane. Lineage: Eukaryota; Metazoa; Chordata; Actinopteri; Pomacentridae. Gene Ontology annotation, biological process: homophilic cell-cell adhesion. Gene Ontology annotation, molecular function: calcium ion binding. The transcript has a single exon.